AAAAUGCCAAAUUCUGGUUACUAAAUAUCUCCCUAUUCCUUCCUUUUGAAGAACUUCACCAUCUAAACUUGUCUGCAAACUCAUUUGAUGGGUUUAUUGAGAAUGAAGAAUUAGCUAGUUUGAGAAAUUUGGAAGUGUUGGAUCUAAGCUAUAAUGAUUUGGAAAGCUUUCAACUAUUGCAAGAUUCAAAAAGCUUGUCCAUAUUCAAAAAGCUCGAGACCUUGAACCUCAAUUACAACAAGUUCAAAAACACUAGCCUACAACAAUUGAAUAUAUUUACAUCCCUUAAAAAUCUUUCUCUAAGAGGGAACUAUGUUGGAGGAUUUUUUCCGAUCCAAGAAUUAUGCACUCUGGAAAACUUUGUGAUGUUGGACCUAAGUGAGAAUUUCUUUAUUGGCAUGCAAGGUUUUAAAAGUUUGCCUAAGCUGAAAAAGCUGGAAAUCUUAAACCUUGGUUAUAAUCGGUUCAACAAGACCAUUAUAAAACAGUUGAGUGGACUCACAUCCCUUAAAACACUAGUUGUAAGCAACAACUAUAUUGAGGGACUUUUUCCUUCCCAAGAAUUAUCUAUUUUUGGAAACUUGAUGACACUGGAUUUAAGCGAGAAUAGAUUCAAUGGCUCCCUAUCAAUCCAAGAUUUUGCAAGCUUAAGCAAUUUGGAGCUAUUGGAUUUGAGUUAUAAUUCAUUUAGUGGGAGCGUUCCAUCAUCUAUAAGAUUGAUGUCUUCUCUCAAGUCUUUAUCCCUGGCUCGAAAUCACCUCAAUGGUUCCUUACCAAAUCAAGAUUUUGCAAGCUUAAGCAAUUUGGAGCUAUUGGAUUUGAGUCAUAAUUCAUUUAGUGGGAUCCUUCCAUCGUCUAUAAGAUUGUUGUCUUCUCUCAAGUCUUUAUAUCUGGCUGGAAAUCACCUCAAUGGUUCCUUACCAAAUCAAGAUUUUGCAAGCUUAAGCAAUUUGGAGAUACUAGAUUUGAGUUAUAAUUCCUUAAGUGGGAUUAUUCCAUUAUCUAUAAGAUUGAUGCCUCAUCUCAAGUCUUUAUCCUUGGUCGGAAAUCACCUCAAUGGUUCUUUACAAAAUCAAGGUUUCUGCCAAUUGAAUAAGCUUCAAGAGUUAGAUCUUUCUUACAACUUAUUCCAAGGGAUCCUUCCUCCAUGUUUGAAUAAUUUGACAUCUCUGAGGUUAUUGGAUCUCUCUGCCAACCUAUUCUCCGGAAAUCUUUCUUCCCCUUUAUUACCUAAUCUCACAUCCCUGGAGUACAUCGAUCUCAGUUACAAUCAGUUUGAGGGUUCAUUCUCUUUCAGCUCUUUUGCUAAUCACUCCAAGCUUCAAGUGGUCAUACUUGGAACGGAUAACGACAAUUCUGAGGUAGUUGGAAGGGAUAACAACAAAUUUGAGGUAGAAACUGAAUAUCCAGUUGGUUGGGUUCCCCUGUUUCAGCUGAAGGCUCUCUCUCUAUCCAGCUGUAAGCUCACCGGUGACCUUCCUGGUUUUCUUCAAUACCAAUUCAUGUUAGUGGGGGUUGAUCUCUCACAUAAUAACUUGACAGGAAGUUUCCCCAAUUGGUUGCUUGAAAACAAUAUGAGACUAAAAUCUCUAGUCCUAAGGAAUAACUCUUUAAUGGGUCAACUACUUCCCUUGGGACCUAAUACCCGUAUCAAUUCAUUGGAUAUCUCACACAAUCAGUUGGAUGGACAACUUCAAGAAAAUGUGGGCCAUAUGAUUCCAAAUAUGGAAUAUCUAAAUUUAUCCAACAAUGGUUUUGAAGGUAUUCUCCCAUCCUCAAUAGCUGAACUGAGAGCCUUAUGGAUUUUGGAUUUGUCUACCAAUAAUUUCUCUGGAGAAGUACCAAAGCAAUUGCUUGCAGCAAAAGAUUUGGGGUAUUUGAAAUUAUCAAAUAAUAAAUUUCAUGGUGAAAUAUUUUCAAGGGACUUUAACUUGACUGGGUUAUCGUGUUUGUAUUUGGGCAAUAAUCAGUUGACGGGAACUCUGUCAAAUGUAAUCUCCAUAAGCUCUGAGUUGGAGGUGUUGGAUGUGAGCAACAACUACAUGUCAGGUGAAAUUCCAAGCCAGAUAGGUAACAUGACCUAUUUGACUACACUAGUGUUGGGCAACAAUAGUUUUAAAGGCAAAUUACCACCCGAGAUUUCUCAAUUGUGGGGGUUGGAGUUUCUUGACGUUUCUCAAAAUGCUCUUUCAGGAUCUCUUCCUUGUUUGAAGACCAUGGAGAGUUUAAAGCAUCUACAUUUGCAAGGGAACAUGUUUACAGGAUUAAUACCCAGAUAUUUUCUCAAUUCCUCACAUUUAUUGACUUUGGAUAUGCGAGAUAACAGGUUAUUUGGAAGUAUUCCCAAUUCAAUCUCUGCACUUUUGAAGCAGCUAAGGAUUCUUUUGCUGGGAGGAAACCUUUUAAGUGGUUUUAUUCCAAAUCAUCUUUGUCAUUUGACUGAAAUAAGCUUGAUGGAUCUUUCAAACAACUCUUUUUCAGGGCCAAUUCCCAGAUGCUUUGGCCAUAUCCGAUUUGGGGAGAUGAAAAAGGAGGACAACGUGUUUGGACAAUUCAUUGAACUUGGGUAUGGAAUGAGUUCUCAUCUUGUAUAUGCAGGUUACUUGGUGGAAUAUUGGGGGUUCUCAAGUCUAGUAUAUAAUGAAAAAGAUGAAGUUGAGUUUGUCACUAAGAACAGGCGUGACUCCUACAAAGGUGGCAUCCUUGAAUUCAUGUCUGGAUUGGACUUAUCAUGUAACAACUUGACAAGUGAAAUACCUCAUGAGCUUGGAAUGCUAAGUUGGAUUCGUGCUUUGAACUUGUCUCACAAUCAAUUGAAUGGCUCCAUUCCAAAGAGUUUCUCCAAUCUUUCCCAAAUAGAGAGCUUAGACCUUUCUUAUAAUAAACUGGGUGGAGAAAUUCCUCUAGAGCUAGUUGAACUCAAUUUUUUAGCGGUGUUUAGUGUGGCUUACAACAACAUCUCUGGUAGAGUUCCAGAUGCCAAAGCACAAUUUGCAACAUUUGAUGAAAGCAGCUAUGAAGGUAAUCCUUUCCUUUGUGGGGAACUAUUAAAGAGGAAAUGCAACACAUGUAUUGAGUCAUCAUGCGCACCAUCACAGUCUUUUGAAAGUGAGGCAAAAUGGUAUGAUAUCAAUCAUGUUGUUUUCUUUGCAAGUUUUACUACUUCAUAUAUCAUGAUCUUGUUAGGAUUUGUUACCAUCCUUUACAUCAAUCCUUAUUGGCGUCAUAGAUGGUUCAAUUUUAUCGAGGAAUGUAUAUAUUCCUGCUAUUAUUUUGUUUUUGAUAGUUUUUCCAAGUUAUCAGCAUAUUUGUAUAAUUAGAUACUUUUAAUUGGAUGAUGCUUGCAUAAUUAACUACUAUUUGUUUCCAUGGGAUAGAAAGAAAUGGGAUGUAUAAUGCUAUGAGUUGAAACUU
Messenger RNA from Vitis vinifera (wine grape), 3414 nucleotides. Its product is annotated as cuscuta receptor 1-like. The record is from RefSeq and is a predicted model, not a curated record. The transcript is spliced from 10 exons. Lineage: Eukaryota; Viridiplantae; Streptophyta; Magnoliopsida; Vitales; Vitaceae. Gene Ontology annotation, molecular function: protein binding. The coding region runs from base 366 to 3320 and encodes 984 amino acids.